Microthlaspi erraticum is the source of this 795-nucleotide messenger RNA. The record is from the annotation of a GenBank genome assembly. Lineage: Eukaryota; Viridiplantae; Streptophyta; Magnoliopsida; Brassicales; Brassicaceae.
AUGAGCCGAGCAUUGUUCAGACACGUCGCCACCGAUGCCGCCAGGCUUAUCCGGCGUAACGCGGCGGCGGAAGAACCGUUUGGGAAGACCGGUGUUGCUCAUUCCGAUGUAAGGCGUUUGCAAUCGAAGUCUUAUUUCCGGUCGCAUCAGCUUCUCGGGAGAGCAAAAGAAACAAAACUCUCACCUCCUCCUCGUCCUUCUUCUUCUUCGGGGUUCUGUUCAUCGUCUUCUUCCUCACCUGCGUCGGAGGGUUUCGUCGGAUGGUAUCUUGGUAUGGUGAAAUCACGCCCACUUCUCACAAAAGGUGUUACUUCCUCGCUUAUUUACAUUGCCGCCGAUCUGUCUUCUCAGACGAUUGCCAAAAAUUCUUCCGAGUCUUAUGAUUUGGUGAGAACAGCAAGAAUGGCAGGAUAUGGUCUAAUUGUGUUAGGUCCAACACUUCACUAUUGGUUCAAUUUCAUGUCAAGGCUCUUACCAAAACAAGAUUUGAUCACAACGUUUAAGAAAAUGGCCAUGGGACAGAUAAUCUACGGACCUAUCAUGAUGGUGAUUUUCUUCUCAUUGAAUGCAUUCCUUCAAGGUGAAGGCAUGUCGGAUAUAGUUGCAAGACUGAAACGGGACUUUCUUCCUGCGAUGCUAAACUGUGUCAUGUAUUGGCCUGUCUGUGAUUUCAUAACAUUCAAGUUCUUUCCCGUUCAUUUACAGCCUCUUGUAAGCAACUCGUUUUCGUAUCUGUGGACAAUCUACAUGACUUACAUGGGAAACCGUAAGAAACCAGACGCCAUUUCGAGCUGA